AUGAUAGAUCCAGCAAUAAACCUUUUCCAGGAAGGCGACACUUUGGGGUUUGUCGGGUCAUCAAUGGAGGAAGACCAUACACUUAGACUGUAUGAUUACGGCCCCGGGAUCGGUUAUCGGAUUAAUAGGGGUUUCCCGGCACUUGAUAAUCCGCGAAUAGAACUACGCUACGCUAAUAAUUGUUUUUUGAGAUGCUGUACUAAGUUUUUCCAUUGUCUCCGAGAUAUGUUUGGAACCGGAUGGAGAGAAGAAAACGCAAUGGGGGCCCGACAGAGACGGAGGACUAUUGCCCCCGAGGGGGAAGAUCAGGAAAAUGCAGGCCUCCGACGAGCGGCGGACCUUUUGGCACUCGCUGAUCAACUAGAGCAACUGGCUGCGCAAAUUGAAGCCGCCGAAGUUCCUCCUGUAGAUAAUAUUACAAGGGUAUCUAUUCGGGAGAGGGAUGAAUCCGAACACGACCUACAGUUCUGGGAUAACUUACUAGGAGACAGUCCUGAAAGACCAGUACAUCAGGAAGCUGCUAUGGAGGAGAGUAACAGCGUGAUUAAUCUGAUACCCUUCCCGGAUAUCGAAGAGGAUCGUUCCAAUGCAGGCAACCGUGAAAGUCAGAAUAGCCGUGGAAUUGAACUCAUACCUAUCCAAGGCCAACUUCAACGCGAAGAAGACGAGGAAGACAUAGAAGCUCAACCAGGGUCCUCAAAUGAUGAACGACUAAAUAACGCCUUCAGGGGUCCUUUAGACCGUAGCUAUUAA
Orbilia oligospora ATCC 24927 is the source of this 753-nucleotide messenger RNA. RefSeq lists its product as uncharacterized. Lineage: Eukaryota; Fungi; Ascomycota; Orbiliomycetes; Orbiliales; Orbiliaceae. The transcript is spliced from 2 exons. Bases 1 to 753 code for a protein of 250 amino acids. The record is from RefSeq and is a predicted model, not a curated record.